GCGGAUGAUGAACGCGGCUCGCGAGUCUCGAGGCGAAGGUUACAAUGCGCUGCUGCUGCUGCUUCUGGUGGUGGUGGUGGGGAAGGUGUUUGGUUAUUUCCACGUGGGCGCCCCCUGCCCCCUCUGUUCCCUGUCCGUUCACCUGAGCGAGUUUCCUCUCUCCUCCUACCCCCUACGCACACACACACACGUGCGUGCGUGCCUGCGGUGCAACCCGUGCUCACGGAAAGUUCAUCCGUGAGCGCAGAACGUCCAUCUCUUUAUCAUCACCGCGGACACUCUCAGAUGUCGUCGAUUGCGCGGCCACUCGGCCACCCUACCAGCGGACCUUGACCGUCAAAAGACUCAAGUUGUCCUUCAACUCGCGUUUCUGGGAGAAAUUGGGUCAACUCAGGCCAAGCUCAAGUCGCCUGUCCAAUGGAUACGAGGUGAAGAGGAGGGGUGUGGGGGGGAGCGUGCGAAGUGGCGUCACGCGAGGAGGUGCGGCGCGGCACUCGCCCCCAAAGUCGGGCACGCCAACCCCGGCGGGAGGAGACGCGGUCGCGACGCGUCGGUCGCCUCCGUGAGACUCCGGUCCACAGCGACGCCCGUUCUGAGGGUGGUGCGGGGACCAGGAUGAUGGAGGGCGACAGCUUUGAGGACGGGUGGCCCGUGGUGGGGGGCGCGACCGUGACCUCGGGCCACGUGAACGGCGGCGACCACGAGGCCUCCCCGGACCCCCGCGAGCUCUUCGAGAUCUGCGACAAGGAGGGCAAGGGCUUCAUCAGCAAGAGGGACCUGCAGCGCUUGCAGGGGGAGCUGCCGCUGAGUGCCGAGCAGCUGGAGUCGGUGUUCGACAGCCUCGACACGGAGGGCAAUGGCUACCUCACCCUGGCUGAGUUCACACGCGGACUCGGAAUGUUCACCAAGGACGAGCGCGUGGAGGACGGAGGAGGGUCUGCGCUGGAGCCGGAGCCAGGAGGGGAGGACGAGGAGGAGCACCGGUUUCUCGCCAUGAUGGAGGAGAUGGGGGCAAGCAGUGACUUCCAGGAUCAGAGCGACGUGCGGGAGCUGUGGCGGCGCAUGCGGCGCGAGCGCCCGGAGCUGCUGCCCAACCUCGAGCAGUUUGUGGGGCGCGUGACCACGCGGCUCCAUGACGCGCAGCUCGAGCGCAGCAGCAUGGAGCAGGCGCUGAGGAAGAAGACGACGGAGCACGAGCGAGCGGUGCAGAGCCUCUACGAGGAGAUGGAGCUGCAGAUCCGCGCCGAGCAGGACAAGUUGCGCCAGUCCCUGGUGGAGGCGUCGGGGCGCCACCCGGCACGCAGCCCCGAGCUGGAGAAGGAGCUGACGGAGAAGGAGCGCGAGCUGGAGUCGCUCGCUCAGAGGCAGGCGGAGCUGGAGCGGCGCGUGGCGGAGCUGGGCAACACGCAGUCGGCCACGGAGCAGCAGAACGAGCGCCUGCGCGAGACCAACGAGCAGCUGGAGCACGAGCUGGAGCACCGGCGCUCCGAGCUGGAGGCGGCGCAGGAGAACGUGCGGCGCCUGCGCGGGCAGAUGCUGGCGCAGCUGCAGCACGAGCGAGAGCUCGAGGAGAGGAAGCUUUCGGAGACGAUGCUGAAGGAGCGCGAGAGUCUCGUCCGUCAGCUCGACGUCCUCCGGGAGAUCAACCAGCGGCUGACGGACGAGAAGGACGCCCGGGAGUCGCUUGCGCAGAACUCCGCCGCUCCUCGUCCCAAGGUGGUCCUCGAGCGAUCGGGCUCCGUGAUGGCCGACUAUCUCCCAGAGGCGGGGGCUGACACCAGGAAACGACAGCUCGUCUCUGCUGGUCUUCCUGGCUCCCCCCUCGAGGCGCUAGCGGGGGAGUUCGCGCUGCACGCUGCCAGGUCGGAGAGCGGCUCGGGCUCCGAGUCCGGCGGCUCGCGGCGCGGGCCCUCGUCCCCGUGCGGCGGCGGCGGCGGCACCAGCAGCCCCGCGCGCAGGAGCCCCGGCCACGACCGCUGGCGGAACCGUGUCGUCUCUAUCGAGGACGACCCAGACCUCGAUAGGGACGAGUCGGGGUCGCCCGCGUCCCCCUGGUGGAGGGGCGGGCCGGACCUGUCGGACGUGCGGGAGGACGAGGAGGAACAGCAGGAGGAGCCGAAGCGGGUCGAGGUGCCGGCGGCGGCGGCGGCGGAGGUGAAGGAAGGGAGCGAGGUGGAAGAGGAGCGGAGGAGAAAGGAGGUGACGAGGCAAAACUCGGCCAAUCGCAGCACGGUCAGCAGCCGGGACCUGAGCCCCGAGCGACUCUUCAAGGUGGUUCUUGUCGGCAAUUCGGGCGUCGGCAAGAGCUGCUUCAUCCGGAGGUUCUGCGACAACGAGUUCAACUCUGACACCACCUCCACCAUCGGCGUGGACUACGACGUCAAGACGCUGUCCGUGGAGGGAGCCAAGGUCGCCCUGCAGUUCUGGGACACGGGGGGCCAGGAACGGUUCCGCAGCAUCACCAAGCAGUAUUUCCGCAAGGCGGACGGCGUGGUGGUGGUGUACGACGUCACCACCGAGGGCUCCUUCACUGCCGUGCGCGGAUGGAUGAACAGCGUCAAGGAAGGCGCCGGUGACGCCGUGGUGCUGCUGCUGCUGGGAAACAAGCAAGACCUGGCGGAGGCCAAGGGAGACAUGCGCAGGGUCGCGGUCGCGGACGGCGAGCGGCUGGCGCAGGAGUACGGCAUGAUUUUCUACGAGUGCAGCGCCAAAUCCGGCAGGAGCGUGGCGGAGGCGGUGACGCACAUGGCGCGGUUGCUAGCGGAGCAGGAGGACAUCCAGAGGCAAUCGUUCCACCUGGAGAAGGCGCCCGAGAAAAAGAAGAAGGGCUGCUGCGAUUGAGGGUCGCCGUCGCCGCUUCCGUACGCGCGCCGCUCCUCGCCAACGACUGUUGCCGGCGUGGAGUCGCCGCGCUUCCCGACCUCAUCAUCCUCCUCCUCCUCGUUGUCGUCGCUUGGGACGAGCGCCGAUACCCAUGCCUCCCAACUGCCUGCGGCAAAGGACGGGGCUCUUGUCAUAGGCCUAUUCCCACUGGCACAUCCGAGCCACGUCAACGCGGAGCCCUCGCGGUAUGGGGGGGUGGGUUUUGCUGGAUUCUUUGCCACGCUGAGCGAGAACCGAUCCGCGAAACUCUGGCCUCGCAAGAAGACUUCUGAAUCCGGCUCGGGACGUAAGCGGUGCCAGGGGCAGGGUUAAUGGUGUUUGUUGGCGGCGUCAGCAGCACGGCUCGGGUUCUGCACUGGAAAAGGGGUAUUACUUGAAACGGCCGUGCUGUACUAAGCUUAACUGCCUCAAUUGCCGAGAAUCUGCACUUUACUUUGACGAUGCCUAUCGGGAGCUCCGAACAAAUCGCCCUCCGUGAACGUUGAAACCUCGACCACGAGCCAGCCUGCCUGGUCUCCCGUACUCCUAUCAUCUUGUCCACCACAGGGACGCACAUCCUCCUCCUCCUCGGACACUCCAACCGAGCCCUCCUGCUGCUACAAAAGAGUCCUGCUGAACAAGGGACUUGAAAACUGGCACCACCUUAGCCUGUCGAACGAGUCCUUCGUUGUGAACUGUUUGGAACAUUCCUUCAGAGAGGGCCAAUCGCUGCUUCUGCUGUUACUGCUGCUGCUGUUGCCGCUGUUUUUACUGCUGCGGGCUUUCUUUUCGCUCAAGUGGCUUCGCCGCCCUGCUACGUUGAGUAACGCGGAGACACCGGAUGAGCGCCCGCGAUUUGGAACUUGACUUGAACGUUGCACGAGGCAACGCGAGUGCCUGUGUGGUGCCGCUCCCCUUCACAAGGCCACCUCAACGCUUUAAACCCCCUGGCUUUUUAAGGCCCCCCCCCCUCUCCUACCAAUGCUUGGAUUUUUAUGUCGCAGUUUUCAGGGCUGUUCGCGUUUUACGAUGUUUCCAUUUUUUAUGUAUUCUUAACUAAAAGGGCAUCGCGGCGUAGGAUUAAUAAUAAUGAGCUUCGAACUGGGGUCAAAGUUGAAAUGCUGUUAACAUUGCGUGGGUUUUCUGCUCGGUUUAUUUAUUUGACAUGAAAGCGACUUCCCUCGUGAAAAGGUCAAUAUUUCCUUUAAUGGUGUUAAUGGAUUGGCUGGAGCCUCUGCUAAUCAAAUGUUUGCUAAGGUUUUCAAUCGUCACGGUUUAUAUAAACUUUAAAACGCAAAUGAUGCCGAAUCACCUUUGUCCCUAUGUCUGAAUAUACAAAGCUGUCCAUGAGUCCAGCCUCAGAUACAAUACCUCACUUACCGGUAUCACCCGAUGUGUCAUUAUUUGAAUGGUUACAAUUCAAGUGGCCAAUCACUGUAAAUUGUGCUAACCAUUUUAGACGAAUUGACUCUUAUUAGCUGUGUAAAUGAGUACCACGAAAUAUGUUGCUACCUUAGGUGGUACGAAUUGCUACUCUGGCCCACGGACUAUAGGUACGCCACGCAGCCCCUGGAUUCCGAUAACUACUGGGGGUUUCCAGCUGUGCGGUGAAGUUAUCCAUUCCACUUCCAGGUGUGCUUUCUAUUGCAUCCUGGACAUCUAAAAAAAAAGAGCUUUAUAGCUUUCGUGACUGCAAGGAUUCAUCUUCUUUGGUUCUUUCGGUAAAGUCACGUAGAAUGAGAAUAAAAUAAUAAAAUAAAAUAAC
Petromyzon marinus (sea lamprey) is the source of this 4627-nucleotide messenger RNA. RefSeq names its product EF-hand calcium-binding domain-containing protein 4B-like. Gene Ontology annotation, molecular function: GTPase activity; GTP binding; calcium ion binding. The record is from RefSeq and is a predicted model, not a curated record. Lineage: Eukaryota; Metazoa; Chordata; Hyperoartia; Petromyzontiformes; Petromyzontidae.